Molecule: messenger RNA, 786 nt
Organism: Babjeviella inositovora NRRL Y-12698
Lineage: Eukaryota; Fungi; Ascomycota; Pichiomycetes; Serinales
Product: 60S ribosomal protein eL24
Exons: 1
Coding region: 322-786 (154 amino acids)
Biological process (GO): cytoplasmic translation
Cellular component (GO): cytosolic large ribosomal subunit
Molecular function (GO): mRNA binding; structural constituent of ribosome
Source: RefSeq, a predicted model, not a curated record
AAAGUUUCCUCCGCCUUUUCUUUUAGCCCUUUCACUAUCUAACUAACUCUAUUUGUAUGUACCUUGUGUACCGAUAUGUUCCAUCCACAAACGAGUUUUGUGGAGAGACCCCGAAAGAGGUGCGGUGAAGGCGAGAGGGCCACGAAUCAAUACCCAAGCCCACGAAAUGCUGCCCCUAUAAAGCUGGACGUUUCGAUGUGAGGAUGCCCAAACGUCCCACCUAUUGGAAUCAUAAUCCAAUGCCUACCCACGCUCUUUGAAACUCUUCUUGUUGUCUGGAACUCUACAAAAGUUCAAAAAUACUAACAGUCUAUAGUCACAAUGAAGGUUGAAACUGAUUCUUUUUCUGGUGCUAAGAUCUACCCAGGUAGAGGUACUUUGUUUGUCAGAGGUGACUCCAAGAUUUUCAGAUUCCAGUCUGCUAAGUCUGCUUCUUUGUUCCACCAAAGAAAGAACCCAAGACGUAUCUCCUGGACCGUCCUUUACAGAAGACACCACAAGAAGGGUAUCACUGAGGAAGCUUCCAAGAGAAAGACCAGAAAGACCGUCAAGAACCAGAGAGCCAUUGUCGGUGCUUCUUUGGAAUUGAUCAAGGAGAGAAGAUCCCAGAAGCCAGAAGCCAGAAAGGCCGCUAGAGAAGAAGCCACCAAGGCUGACAAGGAAAAGAGAAAGGCUGAAAAGGCUCUCAAGAAGUCCGAAAAGGCUAAGUUGGUUGCCAGUGGUGCUAAGGUUUCCAAGCAGCAAGCCAAGGGUGCCUUCCAGAAGGUCCACGCUACCUCCCGUUAA